AUGGCGGAGGCAGCCUUUGCAGCAACGGAGCUGCUGGACGUGGAGUCACUCACCACCGACCUGUCAAGCGCCGUAGAACAAAUAUUUAUUAGCGCCUACUUCCGCAAAUCUUUACGCUUCAGAACACUCAUCAUCAAGCCAUGCAUAGUUGGUGAAAGAGCGGCAUUGAGGGAUAUCGUACAGAGGGCAUGGGAUCUAUCUCUCAGCAUGCAGAAGGACUUGGUCUCUUGCCAGGCAAAGGUAACAAUUGCACCGAAGGAUCCCAAGACCAAGGACUUCCGGCCAUUUGAUAGCAGAUGCGUCGAUGGUGUUUUGAAGGGCAUGGGCACUGAGGACGGUGAUCAGGUCCUAGGAACAUUCAGGUUUGGGUUUGAGCAGAUCAAUGAAUAUGGUGAAAGAAAAUGCUUCAUUCGUCCCGAAGUAAUCACAGAAUCUCUCCUUCAUAACAGCGAUCAGAUGUAA
This is a messenger RNA of Cyclocybe aegerita, 462 nucleotides long. The record is from the annotation of a GenBank genome assembly. Lineage: Eukaryota; Fungi; Basidiomycota; Agaricomycetes; Agaricales; Hemipholiotaceae.